Molecule: messenger RNA, 1629 nt
Organism: Caenorhabditis elegans
Lineage: Eukaryota; Metazoa; Nematoda; Chromadorea; Rhabditida; Rhabditidae
Gene: irg-6
Product: CUB-like domain-containing protein
Exons: 9
Coding region: 14-1561 (515 amino acids)
Source: RefSeq, marked reviewed
AUUGCAUUCGAAAAUGCUUUCUACUGUAUUUUUACUUGCAACUCUAGCUGCAUCUGCUGCUGCCGAUGGUUAUUCCUGCGCAAGAAACACCCUGAUAAACCCGCCUCAAGACCUUUCCAAGCCCUACUACUACCCGGAGACAUGGCGUGAAAACAUGGAGCCACCACAAUAUGCUCCAAAUCAAAAGUGUAACUGGAAGAUCAAUGUUCCUCAAGGAAUGUACGCAACAGUCAUUUUCUACAAGAAAACCAAGUACGAAAUAGGAAUUCAGUGUGCUUAUCCGGGCAAGGAUCUUGAAUACAUCAAUGACUAUGAGCAAAGUCCAUACAUCUUCACGUCUCCACAGUUUCAGGUUGAUUUGAAAGUUGGCGAUAAGCCAGGAGCAUUUUCCUUCAAGGUUGUCUGGUCAAAAUAUCCUCCGGGAAGUGCGAUGAAUAUUGAACUAGAUGGAAUUCACUCAAUCUCCGGUGUUGCAUCUUCUUUUUACACUACCUACACAGCUAUCAAUCAAGUUAUGAUCGUGGGCUUCUCAGUUCCAGACGUAGAUACUAAUCUUCUCCGUCAAUCAGCUAUUUACGAUGGUGAUUCCGUGAAUGCAAAGUUUCUUGGUAAUCUGUUUGAUGCACUUGAGGGACAGAUUGUGUCAACUGGCAACAAGCUUACGAUCUACACUUUUGGACUUGAGAAUCAAGUGGAUAAUACGCUUUUCAUGGGAUUAGAUACUAAGGCUGCUGGAGACAUUGAACAAUAUACCGGAUUGAACUGUCCCGUUGAUCGAACAAGAGGAUGUUCUAUCAUUCUUCACUCGUAUUUCUACGCAACUGCAGAGGCUCGAAUUUCCAGACAACCAGAUUACUUGAUGCUCCCGGAUAGUUUCCCAUACAAUGCCACUCUCAAAAUCUACGGUGAAACACUCCAGGAUAGCAGCCUGUUUGCAGCAGUAAACAAAUCCAACUACCAGACAAUGUUCCCAAUGAAAGUCACCAAUUCUCUGAAAAUCUAUCACCUGGAUCACGAUAUAGUCUCGAUCGAUGUCACUAAUAAUGCAGAUGAAGCCAAAUGGAGCACCGUGUACGAUGGACGAAAUAUCAAGGUUCAAUCAAUGGAUUACGGUAGAACAAGUUUUUAUCAGGACACAAUGGAAACCUUUACAACUGAACCAAACACCCAAAUGUAUUUCAAAUUCAAUGUGAAGUAUUUUGAUGUGAAUGGACCAACUUCUUUGGCUAUCAAAGUUUACAACAAUGCCAAAAUUGUCUACUCGGAAACCUACACUGCCACAAAUCUGCCAACUCCGUACAACGUGAGAGUCUAUGGAGACAAAAUGGAUAUCAACUAUCAAACUUUUGGAAACUACACCCAAGGAUUUGAAGUUAAUAUUGUCACUACAAAGAAUGAUAUACCCUCGAAUGAUCCAACAAACGCGCCGUCGGCCAUUUCCACCGUAGUCGGAACUUUCACAAAAGGCACAACCCUGAAAUACGAGUCCACGACUAAAGCCGGAAUUCGUCAAUUUUCUGUCUUUUCCGUUUUGAUUUUUGCACUUUUGUUUAUUCUAUAGAAUUAUGAGCAAAGCAUUUUGAAGUUUGUUGUUUGUUGCUGUCUUCAUAAAUAAAAUGAUUAUGGUUU